This is a messenger RNA of Aspergillus wentii DTO 134E9, 540 nucleotides long. Its product is annotated as nucleotide triphosphate diphosphatase NUDT15. Bases 14 to 463 code for a protein of 149 amino acids. The record is from RefSeq and is a predicted model, not a curated record. NCBI's taxonomy places the organism in Eukaryota, Fungi, Ascomycota, Eurotiomycetes, Eurotiales, Aspergillaceae. Gene Ontology annotation, biological process: dGTP catabolic process. Gene Ontology annotation, molecular function: 8-oxo-7,8-dihydrodeoxyguanosine triphosphate pyrophosphatase activity. The transcript has 3 exons. Gene Ontology annotation, cellular component: cytosol.
AUACUUGGUGAAGAUGGAUCCAAAAGUGGGUGUUGCAGCUCUAGUCCACAACCAGAAAGGACAGUUCCUGCUUGGCAAGAGAAAGGGCAGCCACGGCGCUGGAACAUGGGGAUUUCCCGGAGGCCAUCUUGAAUAUGGCGAGUCAUUCGAAGACUGUGCUGUGCGCGAGACACUGGAAGAGACUGGUGUUGCUAUCCAUGGAGCCCACUACCUCACUGCCACCAAUAAUGUCACCCUUGCGAGGAAUAAGCACUUUGUGACCAUUUUUGUUGGGUGCGAUCCUGUUGAUGACAACACACAACCCAAGGUUAUUGAGCCCGAAAAGUGCGAAAAGUGGGAAUGGGUGUCGUGGGAGGAAAUUGUCUCGAAUGCGCAAGCCAGUGAAGGUCAGGCAGAACGGACGCUCUUCCGGCCCAUAAUCAACCUCUUCAAGCAGCGGCCAGGAUUUGAUCCUCUUGCUUAAUAGAUACCUUUAUUCAAAUAAACAUCGUCAAAAGAGCCAUCAGUAUAUCUACAUAUUAAUGCAAAAAUAUAUAUCGA